Molecule: messenger RNA, 3261 nt
Organism: Pipistrellus kuhlii (Kuhl's pipistrelle)
Lineage: Eukaryota; Metazoa; Chordata; Mammalia; Chiroptera; Vespertilionidae
Gene: APBB2
Product: amyloid beta precursor protein binding family B member 2
Exons: 19
Coding region: 655-2952 (765 amino acids)
Biological process (GO): regulation of DNA-templated transcription
Cellular component (GO): cytoplasm; nucleus
Molecular function (GO): amyloid-beta binding; transcription factor binding
Source: RefSeq, a predicted model, not a curated record
GCGCAGCCGCCGCCAAAGCCCGGAGAAGUGGAAUGCCGCCGCCGCUGCCGGCGCGGGCCCGGCGGAGCCGCACUGGGCAUGCUCAGUCGCCGCGGCCGUCCUGACCGCAAGUAGGAAGCUAGCGCGCUGCGCCCGCCGCCGGCCCGAUCCCGGCGCUCCGCGGAGGAGGGCGCGACUGGAGCGCAGCCGCCGGGCGCCGGAGCCGAGGCGAGGACCGCGCGCACCCCCGGUUGGAGCUGUGGUGGGUGAGCUGCUGCGUCCAUAGCCAAGCAUGCUGUGGUCGGACCUGCCCAGAUGUGGAACAGAAGCAUUUGCCGGAUGGAAAAUCCAUAAAAGAAAGCUGCUGUGAGAGCCUGAGACAGACCAUAACUUAAAGCGAGACCAGACACACCUGGGCUGCCUGACCUCACUGAGCGAUUGCUGUUAAUUCACAAGACGUUGUGGGAGAAGGGAACUUGCCUUUUGAGCUUUGUACCAAAGAUCGGGGAAAACGAACCCUCUCAGUCUUCCCGAGUCCUGGAGACUCCCGAGGCCCCUGCAAUGUGCUGACUGGUCGCUAUGGGCAGACGGUACCCGGAGGCUCACUGUCAUCCAGGCAGCUCAUAUUUCACAUUAUAACCCAUUUCCUGCUCGAUUGCUGACGUCCAGCGACCCAUGUCAGAAGUACUUCCAGCUGCCUCGGGUGUGGACACUCUGGCGGUGUUUAUGGCCAGCAGCGGCACCACGGAUGCCACGCAUCGGAACGGCCCGGUCACCCCACCCAACACCCUCCAUCUCCGCUCCUCCCACAAUGAGCAGCUGAACGCCGAGAUCAAGCACACGGGAGCCAAGGACAACACCCCCCCCAAAUGCAGGAAGAAGUAUGCCCUGACGAACAUCCAGGCCGCCAUGGGCCUCUCCGACCCCGCCGCCCAGCCUCUGCUGGGCACCGGCUCGGCCAACAUCAAGCUGGUGAAGAACGGGGAGAACCAGCUGCGGAAGGCCGCCGAGCAGGGGCAGCAGGACCCCAACAAGAACGCCAGCCCCGCCGCCGUCAUCAACAUCACUUCGGAGAAGUUAGAGGGCAAAGAGCCCCAGCCGCAGGGUUCCCCGGGCUGUGACCUCUUACCCUCCCAACCCAGGAGAACCAAGAGCUUCCUCAACUACUAUGCAGACCUGGAGACCUCCACCAGGGAGCUGGAGCUGGAGCCGGCCCCGGGCAGCCAGCUCGGGGGCGGGGAGGUGGAGAAGGCCCCGCUGGGCCAGGGCCAGGCCUCCCCCGGCGUCAUCGGGAACGGGGACACGCUGCCGCAGAAACCAAACAAGUCCCAGGUCAGCCCCGAAGAUGGCCCGGUCGCCACCGUGUCGUCCAGCCCCGAGACCAAGAAGGACCAUCCGAAGACGGGUGCCAAGACGGACUGCGCCCUGCACCGCAUCCAGAACCUGGCGCCCAGCGACGAGGAGUCGAGCUGGACCACCCUGUCCCACGACAGCGCCUCGCCCAGCUCCCCGGACGAAGCAGCAGAUGUAUGGAGUGAUCACUCAUUUCAGACUGACCCGGAUUUGCCUCCCGGCUGGAAAAGAGUCAACGACAUCGCCGGGACCUAUUACUGGCACAUACCAACAGGAACGACGCAGUGGGAGCGCCCUGUCUCCGCCCCAUCGGACCUUCAGGGGUCGAGGAAAGGCUCGCUUAGUUCUGUAACGCCAUCUCCCACCCCAGAGAGCGAGAAACAGCCAUGGAGUGAUUUUGCUGUUCUGAAUGGGGGAAAGAUUAAUAGUGACAUUUGGAAGGACCUGCACGCGGCCACCGUGAACCCGGACCCCAGUCUCAAAGAGUUUGAAGGAGCCACACUGCGCUACGCAUCUUUGAAACUCAGAAACGCCCCUCAUGCUGAGGAUGACGAUUCUUGUAGUAUCAACAGUGACCCAGAAGCGAAGUGUUUUGCUGUGCGCUCCCUGGGAUGGGUGGAAAUGGCAGAGGAGGACCUGGCCCCCGGGAAAAGCAGCGUUGCCGUCAACAACUGCAUCAGGCAGCUCUCCUACUGCAAAAACGACAUCCGGGACACGGUCGGCAUUUGGGGAGAGGGCAAGGACAUGUACCUGAUCCUGGAGAACGACACGCUCAGCCUGGUGGACCCCAUGGACCGCACGGUGCUGCACUCGCAGCCCAUCGUGAGCAUCCGCGUGUGGGGCGUGGGCCGCGACAACGGCCGAGAGAGAGAUUUUGCUUAUGUAGCAAGAGACAGAGAUACACGGAUCUUGAAAUGUCAUGUAUUUCGAUGUGACACACCAGCAAAAGCCAUCGCCACAAGUCUCCACGAGAUCUGUUCCAAGAUUAUGGCCGAACGGAAGAAUGCCAAAGCCCUGGCCUGCAGCUCCCUACAGGAAAGAACCAAUGUGAAUCUCGACGUCCCCUUGCAAGUAGAUUUCCCGACACCAAAGACCGAGCUGGUGCAGAAGUUCCACGUGCAGUACCUGGGCAUGUUACCUGUGGACAAGCCAGUCGGAAUGGACACCCUGAACAAUGCCAUAGAAAGUCUAAUGACCUCGUCCAGCCAGGAGGACUGGCCGUCCGUGAACAUGAGCGUGGCCGAUGCCACUGUGACGGUCAUCAGUGAGAAGGACGAAGAGGAAGUCCUAGUGGAGUGCCGCGUGCGGUUCCUGUCCUUCAUGGGCGUCGGGAAGGACAUCCAUACGUUUGCCUUCAUCAUGGACACGGGGAACCAGCGCUUCGAGUGCCACGUGUUCUGGUGCGAGCCCAACGCCGCGAACGUGUCCGAGGCGGUGCAGGCCGCCUGCAUGCUGCGAUACCAGAAGUGCUUGGUCGCCAGGCCGCCCUCCCAGAAGGUCCGGCCGCCGCCGCCGCCCGCGGACUCGGUGACCAGACGGGUCACGACCAACGUGAAGCGCGGGGUCUUAUCCCUCAUUGACACUUUGAAACAGAAGCGCCCCGUCACGGAAACGCCGUAGCUGCUGAAGGAUGCCCAAGGGCCCCGCCAUCUCUCUCUCUCCCCCAAGACCCAACGGCCACCCCGAAGAACACGGACUGUCCCCGGCCUUCCGUUCGGUCGCUGAUGCUUUGUCUUCAGAAAACGUCUCCUUCGCCGAACAGUGUUAGACAAGCAUGUUCUCUCGUCUUGCCACCAUCACGUGAUAAUGAAAAGAAGCAUGACUAAUUUUUUUGCUGUAAGUUACAUCGCGAGCCGUGGAAGGUCUUUUUCUUAUUGUACAUAUCGUGAACAUGAUUAACUUCACACACACACGCGCACACACACACAC